AUGGCUAAAAGCAAGCGUAGUAAGAUUAAGAGGAGCUUUAGGGCUGUCAAAAGGCACAAGGCAAAACCAAAAGCGACUAAUCUUCUUAAGAAGGUUAUAAGUCUACCUAUCGGUGGAACAGGCUUGCCUUACGUCGACGCGUCAAAAGCGGAAUCGAUCGAGCCGCCAAAAAUAGAGGGAAGUCUAACCUUCAUCUUAGCAUGGCUCUUCUUCCUCUUCACGUGGUCAGUCCCACUGAUCAUAACAGAGUACACCCUCGGAAGAUUUACACGCGGCUCUCCGGUCGUGGCAUUCUACAAGUUUCUUGGUAAAAAAUUCAUUUGGGUUGGUGCCUGGGUCACCUCCAUCUCUUUCCUUAUAAGCGCCUAUUUCUCAGUGGUCGUUGGGUGGUGUUUCUACUACUUUUAUGUGGCUUGUGUGUGGCCCCAACUUCCAACCACCGAACCGGAGAGUCGGCAAAUCUUUGACCACUUCACCCGGACGUGCUGGCCCCUCUUGACGCACACGCUCUGCCUCGUGAUUUGCGGGAUCGCCGUGUUCAAAGGUGUCAGGGGCAUCGAAAUAGCCAACAGUUGUCUUGUGCCAGUUCAACUUCUAAUCGUCAUCAUCGUCUUCUAUUGGUCCGUUUUUCGUGAAUACGCCGACGUGGGGAUACGGUUUAUGUUUACUGCCGACUGGUCCACAUUCCUGGACCCACUGAUCUACGUGGAAGCUGCCUGCCAAAACGCCUUCGACACUGCCGCGGGGAUGGGCGUUUUUUCGGCUUAUGCUGCCUACUUCAGCAGGAAAACCGGUGCUGUUCGAUAUGGUGUUUUAUUACCCAUAUUCAAUAAUCUCGUAAGCUUAACAUGUGGUCUGACCAUUUUUGCAACAGUUUUCUCAACCCUCAUCCAAACCUCGCCGACGCUCACCAUACCGCAGAUUGUCGCCCUCAUGAAGGAGAGCGGUCCUGGUAGCACCGGCCUCACGUUCACGUGGAUUCCCGUGCUGAUGUCGAAAUUGGGAGUCAUGGGAAGGAUCUUGUGUGGCCUGUUCUUCCUCUGUCUGUCGUUCGCUGGCGUCAGCUCAAUGAUUGCCUACAUUGAACUUACAGCAAGAACCAUCCAAGACUUUGGUGUGAAACGAAUCUGGGCAACAUCAGCCUCGUUGGUGAUAACAUUUCUGGUGGGCGUCCCUUCGGCCGUCAGCAUCGAAAUACUCACGAAUCAGGACUUUGUGUGGGGAUUCGCACUCAUGAUCUCUGGCCUGUGCUAUUGUGGCCUCGUGAUUCACUACAACCCCCUCCGAUACCGCCAGGUUAUUGUCAACGAGUUUGCCAUUAGCGACUGGCGACUUCCGACGAUCUGGGUCUUCGUAAUGGUUGUAGUUGUUCCUAUUGAAGCGAUUGGUCUUAUUGUUUGGUGGGCCUAUCAGAACAUCACUACUACCGAUUGGUACGUCAUAAAGGUGGAAUCACUGGCAACUACCUUCAUCGAAUGGGCAAUCCUUGCGAUCUUGCUGGCUGGACUAAACCUUGCUUUCUUCAUUUGCAAACUCUCCUUGCUGAAUUCGUCAACUGAAAUCGGCUACGAUCCAUACCGCCCCGAAGAUAUUCCGCCAGCCCUGGAGUACGAAAGGACCCGUGAAAUUCCUAUUUAUCCCAAUGGCUACAUUUCUGACGACAUUGCGACCUUCAAAUCACGUCCUUGA
Molecule: messenger RNA, 1689 nt
Organism: Mesocestoides corti
Lineage: Eukaryota; Metazoa; Platyhelminthes; Cestoda; Cyclophyllidea; Mesocestoididae
Source: the annotation of a GenBank genome assembly